AUGGAUUGUAAUAGCAGUACCAUUCAGAUGGAGACUGCUGAAUCCGAUCCCGACACUCUAAAUGAGGCAGACCAAACCUUGUGGAAUGACAUGCUACGCAAUAGUAUUUUACCAGAAGUGGUCCAGACACAAGGACAAACCAGCGAACAAUAUUUCAGGGGAGAGCUAGAACCCAGUGACAGCGUUUCUCACGAACUAUCUGAACAUGCUACGCCGGGGGAAGAGUUAGCACCCAGUGACAGCAUUUCUCAAGAAUUUUCAGAAGAUGCAUCGGAUCCUCCAGCUGAUUCUACAGCACAUUAUUGCGCCGAAUAUUGUGACUCUGUUCCAGAUAGCAACAAAGCAGUUGCAAAUGACUCGGAUAUUUAUGACGACGAUAAAGACGAUGCGGAAUCCGGACUUGAGUCGCACAAUGACGAGGAAACAGCUGACGAUGAUAACGCUGAUGAUACAGACGCAGAUGAUGAUACAGCUUCAGGUGAAGAGAGACUGCUCACUGAUACUGGACAUAUAACAGACCCUGAAGUGACUCGAAAUGAAUCUGUCUAUGCUGCAAGUGACUACAAUUAUGAUUGUUUAUUCGAUCCAAGUGACAUGUUGGAGGCUGUGAACGGCACCACGACGUUGACCAUUGCCAAUGAUCAGCUGAUCGGCCACAGAAGACCCAGAGAUGUCGAAGUCAGGCGAAGUAGAGAGCACAAAAGAAUAAAAGAGGAUCACAAAAGAGCAAAGAUCACUCCGCGUCUACCCAUAUUGAGAAAGAAUGAUCAGCAAUGUAUACUGAACCAGCGCGAAGAUUUCACGGUUAACGCUGCAUUCAGAACACCAAAGAACGUUGAAAGCGAAGCGUACGGUACUCGCGCAAGUGAUAUUCGGACACCAAAGAACUUUCGUCAGGCGAUGUGCUCGAAAUAUGCAACCCAGUGGAAAGCAGCUAUGGACGAAGAAUUGGAAGCAAUGAAGUCCAAGGGAGUGAUCACAUUAAUUUCGAAACGAGAGAUGCUUGAAGACACUAAAGCGAUCAAGACAAUGUGGGUCUAUAGUGUUAAAACGGACCACUUAGGCAACGUUAUCCGUCUUCGAGCAAGAAUUGUGGCUCGAGGUGACAAACAACGCCCAGGAAUUGACUAUGGAGAAACCUUCAGUCCUGUAGCACGUAUGGCGACUUUCAGGAUGUUCGUGGCCAUUUGCCUAUUGAUGGACUUGACCAUUUACCAGGGUGAUAUCAACACGGCCUACCUGAAUGCACCCUUGGGGAUCAAGCAGUACUUGGACUCUAUAGAUGGAUAUCCUUCUGAAACUGACGACAUGGUAUAUGUUGUUCACAAGGCACUGUAUGGUCUUAAACAGUCUGGUCGAGAGUGGAACACCGAAGUAAAUGCGUGGUUUUUACGGUAUGGGUUUAAGCGUUGCACUACAGAACCGUGUCUGUAUUACUACGAUUCAGGUUCUAAGUUCGUAUUGGCACUACUCUACGUGGAUGACAUUCUGUGUGCAACCAAGAAUGAAUUAUUCAAGACGAAAAUGUUUCGGAGUCUGGACGAGGUCUAUGGAAUGAAGGAUCAAGGUCUACUUAGCACUUAA
Messenger RNA from Peronospora matthiolae, 1584 nucleotides. Lineage: Eukaryota; Oomycota; Peronosporomycetes; Peronosporales; Peronosporaceae. The record is from the annotation of a GenBank genome assembly.